Pyricularia grisea is the source of this 2240-nucleotide messenger RNA. RefSeq lists its product as uncharacterized. The transcript is spliced from 2 exons. Gene Ontology annotation, molecular function: hydrolase activity, hydrolyzing O-glycosyl compounds. Bases 465 to 1979 code for a protein of 504 amino acids. Gene Ontology annotation, biological process: carbohydrate metabolic process. The record is from RefSeq and is a predicted model, not a curated record. Lineage: Eukaryota; Fungi; Ascomycota; Sordariomycetes; Magnaporthales; Pyriculariaceae.
GGUAGCUAUGAUCCCCGCCGCCACAGGGAUGCCGUGAGGAGCAGCUGUUGCGCGCAGUCUCCUUCAGUUGCAACCAUCUUUUUGUUUUUGACUUGCUCUCUUGUAAGAGGCUCUAUUGCUUAGUGGUGCUAACGUUUGAUCCACGACGUCUACGCACCGCGAUUGACAGACAGAGGCAUCCUUGUGUGUCCGUCCUAUCGUUUACUUUGUGUUUUUUUUUUCUCUCCAGUUUUUAAAGAUCGCCUAAUCGGGAUAGCGCUGUUGUGAGGCUGUGGGCAAGUCGCCGUCUUACUAUCGUGCCUGGAACAGAUCACGUCUUAUCACUCGCUUUUAUUCAUGCUUGCGGCUUUCUUCAAGGAGGCAAAUAAACCACCCGUCCCCUAUCUUGAGAUAGUCUUUUUUUUUUGGUAAACAGCAAACAACCGCACAAGAGCAUAGCGUUUUUUUUCGUCAGCCAUUAAGCCAUGGAUCAAGAACGCCCCUAUAAUGGCAACUACAGCAGCCGUGCAGGCUCUCGUGCAAACCACCGCGCCUCGGAGACCCCCACAUCGCCAAAUGAUAUAAUGACUCCUCAUCGCGCGAGCACGCCAGAAAGCCCGUAUCUUGCUGCCACACCCGGAGGCGCCAGCAGCAGCAGCCCAUUCGGCGACGGCAUCGAGUCUAGGGCUUCGCACAGAUCUUCGGCGGUCGGUCAGAACCCCUUUGGAACGCCUGCCAUGUCGCGGCCGGCGUCGAGCUACGAGUCCGGGAGUGGCAUCGGCAACAGGUUCGAGGAGCGCGCUCAGCGGUAUUUCCACAGCAGGCGGGUUCGCAAGGGCGAGGUGGAGAAGCCCUGGCUGGAGAAGCGUCACCCCAAGGAGAAAUGGGUUACCAUCCUGCCCAUCAUCGGGAUCCUUGUCGGACUGGGGAUCUCGGGUGUGCUGGUGUGGGAUGGCAUCAGGAGCGUGGUGAAGCACGAGUACUGCAUGGUGCUCGAUGAGAACUUUUCCGGGGGUCUGCGGGACGAUAUUUGGACCAAGGAGGUCACAGUGGGUGGUUUUGGCAAUGGAGAGUUCCAAGAGACAACGGGGACCGACGAAAAUGUCUUUGUCGAAGACGGCGUCCUCAAGAUCAAGGCCACUCUCCAAGACGAGACCAAGAUCCAACAGGACACUGUUAUCGACCUGCUCAAAGACGGCACCUGCACGUCUAAUCUUCAACAGGACUGCAUUGCUGCCACAAACACAACUGUAGGCAAUGCAACCAUUGUCCCGCCCACUCGUUCGGCCCGCAUCAACACCAAAAAAAGUGCUACCAUCAAGUAUGGCCGUGUUGAGGUGUCGGCUCGGAUGCCAGAGGGCGACUGGCUCUGGCCGGCGAUCUGGAUGAUGCCCGUCGAUGAUGUUUACGGUCCCUGGCCGCGAUCCGGUGAGAUUGACAUCGCCGAGAGCCGUGGAAAUGACUGGACAUAUGGUCAGGGCGGCAACAACAUUGCGUCGUCGGCGCUUCACUGGGGUCCUAACGCGGCCAACAAUGCUUGGUGGCGCACCAACAACAAGCGACAAGCUCUCAAGUCGACCUACUCUUCCGACUUCAACACAUUCGGCCUUGAGUGGUCGCAAAACUACCUCUUCACUUACAUCAACAGCCGCCUGCUCCAGGUCAUGUACGUCAACUUUGACCAGCCGCUGUACAAGCGCGGCAACUUCCCAGAGGCUGGAGCCAAUGGCACGCGUCUCCAGGACCCCUGGACUCAGACGGGCCGCAGCCAGACGCCCUUUGACCAGCGCUUCUUCCUCAUCCUGAACCUGGCCGUCGGUGGCACCAACGGCUGGUUCGAGGACGGCAAGUCUGGCAAGCCGUGGCUGAACGGGAGCCCCAACGCCAAGAAGGACUUUUGGGAGGCGCGAGACAAGUGGUUCCCCACCUGGAAGAGACCUCAGAUGGAGAUUCGCAGCGUCAAGAUGUGGCAGCAGUGUGACGGAAACGAGGAGCUGUAAAAGGGCGCAGAAGCACUACUCUGUUGAUGGGAUACUUUUUUUUUGGUCGAUGGAUUACGCCUCCUUCAUUUUCUUAUCUUGGCUUUUUUUCUCUAGUCCAGUUUUAACUACAUAGAUGGUGUUUGGGUAUCAUAAUGUCUUGAUUUUUAGCAGGUAGCAGUACAUGGGACCCUAGUUUGGAUUAUAGUAAGGUAGUGGACUAGUGGACCUUUUUCUCUGGUCUCUAGGAUGAAUAAUGAGAAGAGCAACAUGGUAUUCUUU